AUGCUCAAGAAGAAGAGUAAGGCUAGUGGUUUUACUCCUGACUUAAGUGCCCAGAGAUCGAUGUCGAGUGAAAGAAAGGAGAUGCUAGGGGCCCUUAAUGUCGAUGGGGAAUCAAGGAGUGGUGGAGUUAUUGAUGUUGAUGCAAGAGAGGUGAACAUUGGCAAGACCAUGGGUGUUGGUGAGGAGAGGAUCCAAGCAGGCCAAGAUGGUACCGAAAGGGAGGCGACCUGGACAUCUGGCACCGAGGGCAUUGAAGGUGAGGUGUCAUGGACGCCAAGGGCUGGCGGCCUUGCCGAUCGCAGAGUGCUGCUGGGCGAUGAGCGCAAGCAGUGGAACCUGCAGGUGGUGUCGCUAGGCUAG
Messenger RNA from Ilex paraguariensis (yerba mate), 360 nucleotides. NCBI's taxonomy places the organism in Eukaryota, Viridiplantae, Streptophyta, Magnoliopsida, Aquifoliales, Aquifoliaceae. The record is from the annotation of a GenBank genome assembly.